AUGGUUUCUCGUAGAGAUGCCGAUACAAAGGCGAUUGUCUGUACCCUCACUGAAAGAUUUAGUUUUUCGAAUUGGGUUUCGCAUUUGUCUGUAGCUAGUAUAGUUUGUGUAGCUGGUUUCGUGUUUGCCCUAAAAGAUGGUCGAUUCCGCAACUUUAAUCUCUUCUCCAGUAAAGAAGAAGACGAAGAUGAUUCCUUUUUCGUACCUGGCUUGGCAAAUCUCGGCAACAAUUGUUUCCUUAACGUAAUCCUUCAGGCACUUGCGAGCUGCAAAGAUUUUCGUGUUUUUCUUCAAUGGGUGAUAGAGGAUGCUAGUGAAACAGAUGAACAGUUUCCCCUUACUUGUGCUUUGUCUUCUUUACUAGAAGAACUUAGCACGGUUGGAAGGAGACGGUCUGUGUCUAGCCCUCGUAAGGUUAUGUUGGAAUUGACUCAUUAUGUCAAAAAUUUCAAUUUGACAAGCCAACAGGAUGCAGCAGAAGCUCUUCUUCAUCUAAAUUCUUCUUUGCAAGAAGAGAUUGUACUUUGUUAUCGUCCUAGUCAAAGUAGUAAUCUAUCGGAUAUAGUGUUUUCACGCAACUUGAGAAUGCUUGCGCCUAGCGAAGGGCUUCAUGGUUUGAUGGAGCUCAAGAGAUGGCAUAAACAUUUGCGUGGACCGUUCGAUGGGAUUCUUGGUAGUACAUUGAUGUGUCAAACUUGUUCUUCUCAGAUUUCAUUGGAGUUUCAGUUUUUUCAUACUCUCCCUCUGUCUCCUCUACUCGAUAUUGGUGGUUCCAACAUUAUGUUUGGAUGCACUUUGGAGAAUUGCUUGAAGAAGUCUCUUGACGCCGAGAAAGUCGAAAACUACUUCUGCAAAAGAUGCUGGCAUGGUGCUGCAAUGAAAUUUUUAACUGUGAUAAGAGCAGCUGAGACUGAUAUCGAAAAGCUUAGGAGCUGUGGCGGAGAAGACCUAUGCGAUUGUAAAACCUCUCUUCGUCUUGAAAGAAUGCCUUGGUCAAAUAGCUAUUCCCAUAUACUGAAGCAAUUAAUCAUCGCCCGUUUCCCAAAGCUUCUAUGCAUUCAAGUGCAGCGCGCUUCGUUAAACAUGUUUGGAGAAUCAGUCAAACUAUCGGGGCAUAUCGCAUUCCCACUUGUCCUGGACCUCUCCUUGUACACACCGUCUUCAAUAGGAUUAAACAUAGAAAAGACUCAGAUGUUAUCACAGUACCAGAAGCCAGAAGCAUCAAGUGACCGCGCCAUGUAUAGACUUGUAACGGUGGUGGAACAUUUUGGUAGAACCGGAAGCGGACAUUAUACUGUUUACAGAAGUGUGAAUGUUACAUCACAAGAGGAAGAAGAAGAUUGCAAUGACCAUUGUGAAGAUUUGAGCUGGUUUAGUAUAUCUGAUUCAGAAGUUUCUCAAGUUUCGGAGAGUGAUGUUCUUGGUGCUGAAGCUAGCUUGCUCUUCUAUGAGAAGCUUUAA
Arabis nemorensis is the source of this 1461-nucleotide messenger RNA. The record is from the annotation of a GenBank genome assembly. Lineage: Eukaryota; Viridiplantae; Streptophyta; Magnoliopsida; Brassicales; Brassicaceae.